Procambarus clarkii (red swamp crayfish) is the source of this 639-nucleotide messenger RNA. The record is from RefSeq and is a predicted model, not a curated record. Lineage: Eukaryota; Metazoa; Arthropoda; Malacostraca; Decapoda; Cambaridae.
AUGGAAACUGCUCAAAACGGCCAGAAAAAUUAUGAAGAAACUGGGAAAGAUGUUGCAGAAACUGGGGAAGAUGCUGCAGAACCUGGGGAAGAUGUUGCAGAAACUGGGGAAGAUGCUGCAGAAACUGGGGAAGAUGUUGCAGAAACUGGGGAAGAUGCUGCAGAAACUGGGGAAGAUGCUGCAGAACCUGGGGAAGAUGCUGCAGAAACUGGGGAAGAUGCUGCAGAAACUGGGGAAGAUGCUGCAGAAACUGGGGAAGAUGCUGCAGAACCUGGGGAAGAUGCUGCAGAAACUGGGGAAGAUGCUGCAGAACCUGGGGAAGAUGCUGCAGAAACUGGGGAAGAUGCUGCAGAAACUGGGGAAGAUGCUGCAGAAACUGGGGAAGAUGCUGCAGAAACUGGGGAAGAUGCUGCAGAAACUGGGGAAGAUGCUGCAGAAACUGGGGAAGAUGCUGCAGAAACUGGGGAAGAUGCUGCAGAAACUGGGGAAGAUGCUGCAGAAACUGGGGAAGAUGCUGCAGAAACUGGGGAAGAUGCUGCAGAACCUGGGGAAGAUGCUGCAGAAACUGGGGAAGAUGCUGCAGAAACUGGGGAAGAUGCUGCAGGCAGCUGGAGAAAUGCAAAAUGGAAAAAUAGAUGA